GGGAAAAAAGAAAUCGAACGAAGAGUGUUUGUUUGCACUUGGGGGAUCGAAUUGAAAUAGCAAAUCCAUUUUAAUUAAUGGUUUCAGCUGGAAUUGGUUUAUUGAUUACUACUUAGUUGGAUGGUUCCUCAUCCUGACAAGAUUUCGAAUUUUUAUGCGGCUUUUGAGAGAAUAGGUUGGAAAAAUUGGAGCUUUAUCUUUUUGUUGGUGAUGAUGGUGAUAAUGUUGAAUAUCCAAAUUGGUCUUGAUGAUCAUUAAAGGUAUAUUUAGGAGAUAUGAGAAAUGGAAUCCUGUUCAUCCUACUUAUGGAGCUUUUUGGGGUAUGGGGAUUGGGAUUGGUUGUGGCGUCGGAUGGGGACCUGGUUUUGGCCCUGAGGUCAUUGGCUAUGUAGGUGCAGGCUGUGGUGUUGGUUUUAGUGUUGGCAUUACACUUGCUGGUCUUGGCAUUGGUCUCCCCACAAAUCUUCUUCUUGCUGCUCCUUAUAACUCUGUGGAAGCAACUAGAAAGGGCGCUUUCAAGCUGUUUGGUAAAAAUCUCUCAACCUAUGAUUUCAUGCCUCAAAUUGGGGGGUUGCAGAGACAAGUUAGCGAGAUGUGCUCUGGUUUUAACAAGAAGCCUCACAUGGAUUAUGAGUUUGACAUAAAAAGUUUUCCUUUGUUCAUUUCACAUGAUUGUGGAAAAUUUGGGAGUCAUCUUCUCCAUGUGCGCAAAGGUUCGGAGGACAAUAAAUCACCACGACGAUCUUAAGCAUCUGAGACAGACACUUCUAGAUUGUUAUUAUGAUUGGCAUAUGUGAUUGUGACUAUGAAAUAUUCAGCAUAAAUCAGAACCUUGUGUCUUACAGUUACAGGGAGAUAUGUAUAAGAGGUUAAGGAUUUGAACAGUGGCAUUCAUAGACAGUUCAGAGUAGUUGUUACACAAAAGGAUAAAAAAAGACCAGAGGUGUAGUUAAUGUUACACCACAGGUUUAUGCUUUGCCCUUAAUCAAAUAAUAUCUUUUCUCUUUUGUUCUU
Camelina sativa (false flax) is the source of this 1014-nucleotide messenger RNA. Lineage: Eukaryota; Viridiplantae; Streptophyta; Magnoliopsida; Brassicales; Brassicaceae. The record is from RefSeq and is a predicted model, not a curated record.